UUUGUAACUGGGCCCGGCUUCUAUUUUAUUUUUACCAUAUCGGCCCUAACUAAAAUUUAAAAAACCACCCCGAAUAAUAACUCUGUUCCGACCCACUUGCUAAAAUCAUCAAUCCCGCUCAACUUUUCAAGUCUUCAUUUCGAAAAGGUACCUGUACUCAUUCUGCGAAGAACUGACCACCACACACACCACACACUGAAACACACAGUAAAAUGCAGACAAAUCGUCUGAUGUUUUCUUCAUCUUGAUCAAGCUCAGGGAAGGGUUUUCUUCUCCGAUUUGGGCUAGAUUGUGCUCAAAUGGCAAGCAUCUCAUCUGUUUCUGAAGUGGUGGAUCCACUGCAGUCCCUAUUUGGGGCUUCCUUAUUUCCGCGAACAAUUAGGGCGGCGACGAAUGCGCCCUUGCCGUCCGACCCAAGAGACCUCGAGUCGGUUCAUCAAUUCAUGAAAUCCGUGACAUUAAACAGCCCUGAUAAGCUUUUAAAUGAGGCCAAGGCUAUUGUUGGUGCCGGUUCAGAGCUGUUGAAAUCUAGGUUUCCAGGGUUUAUGGAGUCUCUAGGGAUAGACAGAAAUGCUGUUGCUCCAGAAGGAAAGGAAAAUCCUCAAGAGAGAAGACCGGGUCUUGGCUGCAAGCGCCCUCGAUUCUCUCUGAAGAAAGAUAUGAGGUCCUCUGUGAGUUCGGAACCAAAUGUGAACUUUAAUCAGCUGUCGGACCCAGAAGAGUUUUUCUCUGCUUUUGAAAAAGCUGAAAAUGCCAGAAGAGAGAUUCAAAGACAAAAGGGUGGAACUAUGUCUGAUUUAAAUAACUAUGAUCAAUCCAAGCAUAAACGUGGCCGGCGACCUGGGAUUCUGGGGCGGUCUGUCAACAAUUAUAAGCAUCGAUAUUCCUCAUCGAUGACGGAGAACAGUAACUAUGCUAUAUCCACCCUAGAGAUGGAGGAACUCGAUAUUCCUGGUUCACCUACUUGUGAAUCAGCAGAAGACAAGGCUGAUACUGACAUUGAAGCUCAAGAGACAAUGGAGGCUGGAUCCAUAACAGAGACGGAUGAAGGAUUGAACAAUACUUUAGGUGAACUUUUGUCACAAAACAUCGAAGAUAUUGAUGAGGAUGGCGUUCAAGAAAAAUUGAAUAUCAGCUCUAUUAAUCCUGGCAAGUUAUCCCUUCCUGAAUUUCAUGGCGUUGGAAGGACUGAUUUCAUGGCAUUUGGAGAAAAGCUGCCAAAGGUUAGGAAGAGUUUGGCCAACAUAUCUAAUCUGGGUGAAUGGUUGAGUGUGGAAACAAAUGUGAAGCAAAAAAAAGGAGGGAGCCCCUUUGCAGAAGCUUCUCCCACAUCAGGCUCAAUGACUUUGUUGAAAAAGCGCAGUUCACAGUCCAGUUCUGUGAGGGACCCAUUCUCGCCUCUUAACAUGGAUCCAUCGGUUCUUAGAAAUAUGUCUUCUGGGAAUGAUACUGGUGGACAACCUCAGACUUCUGUACUGAAGGAGUUGAGUGUUUUUGGCAACUUGGAGCGACAAUUCGAAAAUGAAUCAGGAAGUGCUACACCUUCCCAUGUGGAGUCACAGACAGCAAUUACUAGCGCUUCAGAUCGUCUGGAUAACUGUGAUCAAGACAAAAACUUGCACCCGGAAAGUAUGCAUACGAAUUCUCGCCCAACAAAAUCGCAGUCUGACUUUGUUGAGCAAGGUAGCAGUGGAUCAAUUGAUGCUAGUCAAAACACAACUACAGAUGGAGGAAAUGUUGAUCCAGUCAUUGCACAGGACAGAAGUACCUAUAACGUUGCUGAUAACCACAAAGCUGAAGUACAGUCCAAUCCCCAUAUUGAUGACUCCCCACAAAUUGGCAGUGAUACUGGUGUUCAUGUACAUCAUUUGCCAGAGGAGGAAGAAAUGCCACUGGCAGCUUCCGUUCACGCAAGUCCGGAGGUCAGCAUGCCCCAAUCACAGAGUUUGGAAAACCUGUGUAAUGAUCAGCCUUUCAUGGGUCAACCAAAUCCUCCUGCAACAGAAGACGACUCUAUGAUUGCUUCCUCAAAAGAAUCCAAGAAGCUACAAGCUAAGCCGAAAAGUAGGGCUAAGAGACCACGGGAUGAAAGUCAUGAAGUAAAAGCACUUUCUCGUAGGAAAAGUCUUCCAGGUCAACCGAAUCCUGCUGCAACUGAAAACAAUUCUGUGAUUGCUCCCUCAAUUAUGGUUGAUAUUACGACCACAACAGAGUCCGAGAUGCUACAGCCUAAGCCGAAAGGGAGGGAAAAAAGAGUUCGGGGUGAAAAUCGUGAAGUAAAAGCACUUUCUCGAAGGAAAAGUCUUCUUGCAGAGGGUGGUACUUCAUUUGAAUCCGGGGUAAGAAGAAGUAAGAGAAUCAGGUCUAGACCUUUGGAAUUUUGGAAAGGGGAAAGGUUCUUAUAUGGCCGUGUCAAUGAGGGUUUUAAGUUGAUUGGACUGAGAUAUAUAUCUCCAGGUAAAGGUGAUGGAAAACUUAAGGUUAAGCCCUUUGUCUCCGAUGACUACAAGGAGAUCCUUGAUCUUGCAGCUCUUCAUUGAGCUCUGCUACAUUGCUCAUUAAGUUACAACCGUGAACUCAUCUCGGAUUCAGGCAAUAUGAUUGGAUGAAAGCUCUACUAAAUUGUCAAUAUGUAACAAUCUCCCGUUGUCUUUGUAUCGUACCAGUAAAACUUGAGUAGUAGCGGUGAAACUGUUGUGAUGUAUUUCCAUUUUCAUCUAGACUGAUGUCUUCUUGUGAUGGUGAUUGUUGUGAUGCUUUUGAAAAUUAGUUGCUGGUUACAAAAAGCAAAAACAAUUCAAAGAACAAUACUACCUUUUUAAACCGGGGAGAGAAGAACAUCUUAAAUUAUCUUUUUUUAAUCAUUUUAUUGUUAUUCUCUUUCGCUUAGGCUUUUAGAGUGUAUCUUACCUAGUCAUUUGCUUUUUCGCAUUCUGAUAUCUUGUUGUUCUUUGUCAUUUGCUUGGAUUCAUUUCCUUUCGAUUUUACUACAUUCUUUGUUAAAGAAUAAACUGUAUGGACCUUUUUAAUGUCAAACUUAUAUGUAUUC
Molecule: messenger RNA, 3049 nt
Organism: Oldenlandia corymbosa var. corymbosa
Lineage: Eukaryota; Viridiplantae; Streptophyta; Magnoliopsida; Gentianales; Rubiaceae
Source: the annotation of a GenBank genome assembly